Limanda limanda (common dab) is the source of this 321-nucleotide messenger RNA. RefSeq names its product ribosomal protein S29 (gene rps29). Gene Ontology annotation, molecular function: structural constituent of ribosome; zinc ion binding. Gene Ontology annotation, cellular component: cytosolic small ribosomal subunit; ribosome. The transcript is spliced from 3 exons. The record is from RefSeq and is a predicted model, not a curated record. Gene Ontology annotation, biological process: translation. NCBI's taxonomy places the organism in Eukaryota, Metazoa, Chordata, Actinopteri, Pleuronectiformes, Pleuronectidae. The coding region runs from base 38 to 208 and encodes 56 amino acids.
CAUUCUUCCUUUCCGAAAUCCGAGCGAAAGAGACAAGAUGGGCCACCAGCAGCUGUACUGGAGUCACCCCAGAAAGUUCGGUCAGGGAUCCCGUUCCUGCCGGGUUUGCUCGAACAGACACGGUCUCAUCCGUAAAUACGGGCUGAACAUGUGCCGCCAGUGCUUCAGGCAGUACGCUAAAGACAUCGGCUUCGUCAAGAUGGACUAGAUCUCUUGUGCCGACGCGUCCUCAGAUGGGUCAUCGGAUCUCUGGAGCACCGGCCGAGACGAUGGGGAUAAUUCAGCACUGAAAAUAAAUGUGUUUUUUUGUCCAAACCUUAA